AUGGGUUACCCGGACGAGUUUGAAGGCUUCAUGAUUGAAGACCAUAGCAAGUGGACCGAGUUUAAGAAGAAGACUUUCAAGCCCAAAACAUUCGGCGACCACGAUAUUGACAUUAAAAUCGACUGUUGCGGCGUCUGCGGCUCCGACGUCCACACCAUCACGGGCGGCUGGGGAGGCGCCACUCUGCCUCUCUGCGUCGGACACGAGGUGGUCGGGCGUGCAGUCAAGGUCGGCCCGGCCGUCAAGAGCGUCAAAGUCGGAGACCGAGUCGGGGUGGGAGCCCAGAUCUGGGCGUGUCUCAAGUGUCCGCAGUGCAAGAGCGACAAUGAGAACUAUUGCCCACACCAGGUCGACACGUACGGGGCGCCGUACCCCAAGGAAGCGGACCCGAACGAAACCAUGACUCAAGGCGGGUAUUCGUCGCAUAUACGGGCGCACGAAUACUUCACGUUUCCAAUCCCGGACGAGAUCCCGUCCGAGUCGGCCGCGCCCAUGCUCUGUGCCGGCUUGACCGUUUGGUCUCCUCUGGUGCGGGCGGGAGUCGGGCCCGGCAAGAAAGUGGCCGUGGUCGGCCUGGGUGGGUUGGGUCACUUCGCCGUCAUGUGGGCCAAUGCUCUGGGUGCGGAGGUGACUGUGAUUUCUCACUCGCCGCGCAAGAAGGAGGAUGCCCUCAAGCUCGGGGCCAAGGAGUUUGUCACCAACGAUAAAAAGGGCUGGGCUGACCCAUAUGCCUUUGCUUUUGAUUUCGUCCUCAACACCGCCGACAUGACCCAUACCUUCGACAUUGCCGAGUACUUGUCGAUCUGUAAGGUCAAUGCUCCGUUUCAUCAGGUCGGCCUCCCGGACGAGCCGCUGCCUCAAUUUGAGGCCAAGGCCUUCAUGAGCAAUGGCAGUUCAAUCGGCGCCAGUCAUAUCGGGAGCCGCCCGGAGUGUCUGGCCAUGUUGAAGUUGGCCGCUGAGAAGAAGCUGUUUCCUAUGGUCGAGACCAUUCCCAUCUCCGAGGCUGGGUGUGCUGAGGCGGUCACCCGUGUCAAGAACAACAAGGUCCGUUAUCGCUUCACCUUGACCGAUUACGACAAGGCUUUUGGGCCGCGUGAAUAG
Molecule: messenger RNA, 1101 nt
Organism: Exophiala dermatitidis NIH/UT8656
Lineage: Eukaryota; Fungi; Ascomycota; Eurotiomycetes; Chaetothyriales; Herpotrichiellaceae
Product: alcohol dehydrogenase (NADP+)
Exons: 2
Coding region: 1-1101 (366 amino acids)
Biological process (GO): alcohol metabolic process
Molecular function (GO): alcohol dehydrogenase (NADP+) activity; zinc ion binding
Source: RefSeq, a predicted model, not a curated record